AUGUGGGAGUUCAGGUCCAUGUCUUUCUGGCGGGCGGUGUUCGCCGAGUUCUAUGGCACCAUGUUCUUUGUAUUCUUUGGGUUGGGGGCAGCCCUCCGCUGGACCACCGGGCCCCAUAAUGUUCUCCAUGUUGCCUUUUGCUUUGGGCUGGCGGCUGCCACCCUCAUCCAGUCCAUCGGCCACAUCAGUGGAGGACACAUCAACCCAGCUGUUACCUUUGCCUACCUGAUUGGCUCUCAGAUGUCCCUGUUCCGUGCUUUCUUCUACAUCAUAGCCCAGUGUCUUGGAGCACUGGCUGGUGCUGCCGUGCUCUACGGAGUCACACCCAGCAACAUGAGGGGAAACCUUGCACUCAACACGCUGCAGCCAGGCAUCAGCCUGGGCAUGGCCACCACCAUGGAGGUCUUCCUCACCCUGCAGCUUGUCGUCUGCAUCUUUGCCGUGACUGAUGAGAGGCGCAACGGACGCCUGGGAUCUGCUGCUCUGGCCAUCGGCUUCUCUGUGCUCAUGGGGCAUCUUCUCGGGAUGUACUACACUGGAGCAGGAAUGAACCCAGCAAGGUCCUUCGCCCCUGCUGUGCUGGUCAGGAAUUUUGUCAACCACUGGGUGUACUGGGUGGGACCCAUGAUUGGUGGUGCCAUGGGUGCUCUGGUUUAUGACUUCAUGCUGUUCCCCCGCAUGCGCGGCCUCUCUGAGAGGCUCGCCAUGCUGAAGGGCACCCGGCCCCCAGAGGCUGAGGGCCAGCAGGAGACGAGGGGAGAGCCCAUCGAGCUCAAGACACAGGCCCUAUAA
This is a messenger RNA of Micropterus dolomieu (smallmouth bass), 792 nucleotides long. It is a transcript of the gene mipa, whose product is annotated as major intrinsic protein of lens fiber a. Gene Ontology annotation, biological process: transmembrane transport. Gene Ontology annotation, cellular component: plasma membrane. Bases 1 to 792 code for a protein of 263 amino acids. The transcript has 4 exons. The record is from RefSeq and is a predicted model, not a curated record. Lineage: Eukaryota; Metazoa; Chordata; Actinopteri; Centrarchiformes; Centrarchidae. Gene Ontology annotation, molecular function: water channel activity.